AUACCAGACAACCUGCAUUCCCCCAACCGCCCAUCAGGGAGAGCCGCCUUAACUGCAGCUUCGGUUUUACUUUUGCUUUUGGAAUUCGUUUUUUCCGAGCAGACCCGUUGAGGAUGUUGUCCAAACGCAUUGUUACCGCUCUUAACACCGCCGUCAAGGUCCAAAAUGCCGGAAUCGCCACCACCGCCCGCGGAAUGGCCGGAGCUUCCGGAUCCGAAGUCUCCAAGAUUCUCGAGGAGAGAAUUCUCGGAACCGAGACUGGAAUCAACCUUGAGGAGACCGGAAAGGUUCUCUCCAUCGGAGACGGUAUCGCUCGCGUUUACGGAUUGAAGAACAUCCAGGCCGAAGAAAUGGUUGAGUUCGACUCAGGAAUCAAGGGAAUGGCCAUGAACUUGGACGUUGACAACGUCGGAGUUGUCGUCUUCGGAAACGAUAAGGUCAUCAGAGAAGGAGACAUCGUCAAGCGUACCGGAGCCAUCGUCGACGUUCCAGUCGGAGAUGGUCUUCUCGGACGUGUUGUUGACGCCCUCGGAAACCCAAUUGACGGAAAGGGACCAAUUGCCAACGCCAGAAGAUCUCGUGUCGAAGUCAAGGCCCCAGGAAUCAUCCCACGUUUGUCUGUGCGCGAACCAAUGGUUACUGGAGUCAAGGCCGUCGAUUCUCUUGUGCCAAUUGGACGUGGACAACGUGAAUUGAUCAUUGGAGAUCGUCAAACCGGAAAGACCGCCAUUGCCAUUGACACCAUCAUCAACCAGAAGAGAUUCAACGACGCUGGAGACGACAAGAAGAAGCUUUUCUGCAUCUACGUCGCUGUCGGACAGAAGAGAUCCACCGUCGCCCAGAUUGUGAAGCGUCUCACUGACGCCGGAGCCAUGGACUACACCAUCGUUGUGUCUGCUACCGCCUCCGAUGCCGCUCCACUCCAAUUCUUGGCUCCAUACUCUGGAUGCGCCAUGGGAGAGCAUUUCCGUGACAACGGAAAACAUGCUCUCAUCAUCUUCGACGAUCUGUCCAAGCAAGCCGUCGCCUACCGUCAAAUGUCUCUUCUUCUCCGUCGUCCACCAGGUCGUGAGGCUUACCCAGGAGAUGUCUUCUACCUUCACUCCCGUCUUCUCGAACGUGCCGCCAAGAUGAACAACAGCCUCGGAGGAGGAUCUCUCACCGCUCUCCCAGUCAUUGAGACUCAAGCCGGAGAUGUGUCUGCUUACAUUCCAACCAAUGUCAUUUCCAUCACUGACGGACAGAUCUUCUUGGAGACUGAACUCUUCUACAAGGGAGUACGACCAGCCAUCAACGUCGGUCUGUCUGUAUCCCGUGUAGGAUCUGCUGCUCAAACCAAGGCCAUGAAGCAAGUCGCCGGAUCCAUGAAGCUCGAGUUAGCUCAGUACCGUGAGGUCGCUGCUUUCGCCCAAUUCGGAUCUGAUCUCGAUGCCUCCACACAACAACUUUUGAACAGAGGAGUCCGUCUUACCGAGCUUCUCAAGCAAGGACAAUACGUACCAAUGGGAAUUGAAGAACAAGUCGGAGUCAUCUACGCCGGAGUCAAGGGAUACCUCGACAAGGUCGACCCAUCCGCCAUCACCAAGUUCGAGAAAGAAUUCUUGGCUCAUCUCCGCUCAUCACAACAAGCUCUUCUCAAGACCAUCCGUGAAGAAGGACAAAUCUCCCCACAAACCGAUGCUCAACUUAAGGAUGUCGUCGUCAACUUCUUGGCCACAUUCAAGCCAUAGAACCCGUAAACUUUAUGUGUAGAAUUGUUGUUUUAUGUUUUUUUUUUUGGCCGAGCUCCCCCAUUUUAGUUUCGAAAUAAAGAAUAAUUAUGAAAAAGGAAGAAUGUGGCGUUUUUGAUGUGUUUUCUCUUUAUAUUUGAUUUUUUGUAUUGUUUCUUUUCCCCCACCCAUCCCAACCAGAAUCCCCUUCAAUUUUUCCAAACUUUCUACCCGACCGAUAAAUAAACACCGUCCCGUCUCUUAUUGUAAAAUUGAAAUUGUUUUUUCUCUGAAAUAAUGAUUCACAGGACGCUUUUAGAAA
This is a messenger RNA of Caenorhabditis elegans, 2031 nucleotides long. It is a transcript of the gene atp-1, whose product is annotated as ATP synthase subunit alpha, mitochondrial. The transcript is spliced from 5 exons. Bases 114 to 1730 code for a protein of 538 amino acids. Gene Ontology annotation, cellular component: mitochondrial inner membrane; proton-transporting ATP synthase complex; mitochondrion. The record is from RefSeq and is marked reviewed. NCBI's taxonomy places the organism in Eukaryota, Metazoa, Nematoda, Chromadorea, Rhabditida, Rhabditidae. Gene Ontology annotation, biological process: proton transmembrane transport; proton motive force-driven ATP synthesis; ATP metabolic process. Gene Ontology annotation, molecular function: adenyl ribonucleotide binding; proton-transporting ATP synthase activity, rotational mechanism; ATP binding.